GAAAAAAUAAAAAAUGAAGGGAUUUUGCGAAGGAGAAAGGAAUAAAAAAGGCAAAAAAACAAAAGUAAAGAAAAAGAGAGAAAAUAAGAAAUGAUGAAUCAGAGAAACGUGGCAAAUGAUAUAAGAAAGAAAAAGAAGAAAAGUUCAAACAUUAAAUAAAGGAAUGUCAAUUCAAAAGGUUCAUGCUAGAGAAAUUCUUGAUUCACGUGGUAAUCCAACCAUUGAAGUAGAAAUUACUACUGGAAAAGGUAUGUUCAGAUCAUGUGUUCCAUCAGGAGCAUCUACUGGAGUUCAUGAAGCAGUUGAACUUCGUGAUGGAGACAAGAAAAGAUAUGGAGGAAAAGGAGUUCUUAAGGCUGUUGAAAAUGUUAACACCAUUAUUGGACCAGCUCUUCUUGGCAAGAACGUUUUGAACCAAGCAGAACUUGAUGAAAUGAUGAUUAAACUUGAUGGAACUAACAACAAAGGAAAACUUGGAGCUAAUGCUAUUCUUGGAUGUUCAAUGUCAAUUUGCAGAGCUGCAGCAGCAGAAAAAGGACUUCCAUUAUAUAAAUAUCUUGCUGAACUUACUGGACAUAAAGAAAUGACUAUGCCAGUUCCAUGUUUCAAUGUUAUUAAUGGAGGAGCACAUGCAGGUAAUGCACUUGCUAUGCAAGAAUUCAUGAUUUGCCCAACUGGAGCUACUAACUUCCAUGAAGCUCUUAGAAUGGCAGCUGAAACAUAUCAAUGCCUUAAAGUUGUUAUUAAAGCUAAAUAUGGACAAGAUGCUACUAAUGUUGGAGAUGAAGGAGGAUUUGCACCAAAUGUAUCAGGAGCACGUGAAGCACUUGAUCUUCUUGUAGAAGCUAUUGCUAAAGCUGGAUAUACUGGAAAGAUUGAAAUUGCUAUGGAUUGUGCAGCAUCCGAAUUUUAUAAUGAAGAAACUAAGAAAUAUGAUCUUGGAAAGAAGAUUCCAGCUGAUAAGAAAGACCCAUCUCUUGUUAAGGAUGUUGAUGGAUUAAUUGCUGAAUAUGUUGAUUAUGGUAAACAUUAUCCAAUUGCUUCAAUUGAAGAUCCAUUUGCUGAAGAUGAUUGGGCAGCAUGGAAUAAAUUCACUGUUGAACAUGGUAAUUUCCAAAUUGUUGGAGAUGAUCUUUUAGUCACAAACCCAGCUCGUGUCCAAAUGGCUAUGGAUAAGAACGCAUGUAACUCUGUUCUUAUUAAAGUUAAUCAAAUUGGUACUCUUACUGAAACAUUCAAGACUAUUAAGAUGGCACAAGAAAAAGGAUGGGGAGUUAUGGCAUCACACAGAUCUGGUGAAACUGAAGAUACUUUCAUUGCUGAUCUUGUUGUUGGACUUAACUGCAAACAAAUCAAGACUGGAGCACCAUGCAGAUCUGAAAGACUUUGCAAAUACAAUCAACUCAUGAGAAUUGAAGAAGAACUUGGAAACAUUCCAUAUGCUGGAAAGAACUGGAGAAAUUCAACUGCUUAAGAUAAAUUAAAUUUUAUCUACUUA
Molecule: messenger RNA, 1498 nt
Organism: Entamoeba histolytica HM-1:IMSS
Lineage: Eukaryota; Evosea; Mastigamoebida; Endamoebidae
Product: enolase, putative
Exons: 1
Coding region: 164-1474 (436 amino acids)
Biological process (GO): glycolytic process
Cellular component (GO): phosphopyruvate hydratase complex
Molecular function (GO): phosphopyruvate hydratase activity; magnesium ion binding
Source: RefSeq, a predicted model, not a curated record